This is a messenger RNA of Tetrahymena thermophila SB210, 3039 nucleotides long. RefSeq names its product transmembrane protein, putative. NCBI's taxonomy places the organism in Eukaryota, Ciliophora, Oligohymenophorea, Hymenostomatida, Tetrahymenidae. The record is from RefSeq and is a predicted model, not a curated record. The transcript is spliced from 8 exons.
AUGUAUUUGAAUUAUGAAUAUGAUAUUAAAACAUUUUAGUAUCUAAGUGAUUCUGCUAUUUUAAAGGAUAUUGAGAUAUUUGAUUGUGUAGACACUAAAUUUUCUUUUAAAACUAAUAACUUUGAAGUUUCUCAAAUAAAUAUUGAUCUUCUCUAAGUUUCAUAAACUGUUUUCACUAUUCAAGCUAAUUAAAUUAAUAUUGCUGAUUUAAAUAUUUAGAAUAUAAAAUAUUUGUUUUCGAAAUUAGAUAUUAGUUUUAUAAAUAUAAUAAGUUUUAAUAAUUCAUAAAUAGAAAAUAUCAAUUAAAAUAACAAUUAAAUUUAGUUCCUUUCUAUGAAUCAAUAAAACAGUGAAGGAUAUGCUCUUAUUUCUAAAGCAAAAUUUAUGAAUUCUUCUAUUCUUAAUGAUAAUCCCUUAAUCCAUUUAAAUUAAUUGUCUAAUAUUGAAUUAAAAAAUUUACUAAUAAAAGAUGUAGUUAAUGUAAAUAGCUAAUAUUAUUCUAUAUUUACGAUAUAAGAUUGCUAAACAGUUACUAUUACAGAGAGUCAUUUUACAAACAAUACAAACAUUAAUGGUCCUGGAGGUGUUAUUCACGUACUUGAUAACAUAGAAAUAAUAAUAUAAAAUUCUAUUUUUUAGCUUAAUACUUGUAAGUUAAAAAAUGGUGGAGCUAUUUAUAUGACUAAUACUAUUAAAAAAGGAGUUUUAAAAAUAAAUUAAACUUAAUUAAUAGAAAAUAAAUCAGAAUAUUCUUCAGGUGGUUCAAUUUAUCUCUAAAAUAGUAAUUUGAUCAUGUAAAAUUCAGUUAUUGCUUCAAAUUAAGCAUAAAUUGGUGGAGGAAUAUUUUAUGAUGUGGUUAUGCCAGAUUUUUUAAUUGAUCUGUAAUAAGGCAAUAAAAAUAAUAAUACUUUUAAAGAUAAUCUAGCAAAUAUUUACGGAUAGAAUUUUGGUUCUACUUUAAGGAGUGUAUUUGUUAAUUUAGAAAACAUAAAAAUUCCCAAAAACAGUGUAAAGCUUUAUGAAAAUAAAGUUAUAUUUAUUAAAAAAAUUAAAAGUGGAGAUUCAAUAAAUUUUGAACAAAUACAAUUGCUUGAUGAAGAAAAUAAUCCAAUUAGAUUUAUAGAUGUUAACUCAACUAAUUUUUAAUUAUUAAGUAGUGAUGUUUAAAAUUUAGUCCAACAAAUAAGUGUUUCUGUUUAAUGGAAUUAAGAAAACAAAUAAAUACAAUGCAUUGGAUAACUUUAAUCAAAAUAAUUUACAAAUGGGGGCUUUAAUUUAGAUUUUCAGAUUUUUUACAAGCCUAUUUCUGAGUUAGUACUAAAAAUUGUUAGCAAUUCAUUUCCUUCACUAACAGAUUAAAAAGGAAAUAUUAUGGUAAACUCAGGUUAAAUAGAAUUAUAAUUGAAUAUACAAUUAGAUUAGUGCUCAAUAGGAGAAAUAUUUAAAUCAUAUGGUGACUCAAUAGCUUGUGAAUUAUGCCCUGAUGGUAAAUAUUCUUUAAGUUUAAAUGAUCAAGAGUGUAGACAAUGCCCUGAUUCAGCUGUAAAAUGUAUAGGUUCUAAUAUCUAAUUAAAAAAUAGUUAUUGGAGAGAAGAUGAAAAUACUGACAAUAUUAUUUACUGCAGUUUUAACCCUCUACCAUGCUAACCUGAGCUUUCUUCUUCUAAAUUUUACUGCAUUGAAGGAUAUAAAGGUCCUCUAUGCUAUUAGUGUGAUACAUACGGUGAUAUUUGGGGAAGUAGAUAUUCUGAAAUUUAUAGUCAUGGAAAAUGUUAUAAAUGCGAAGAAAAUGUUUAUAAAAUUCUUCUCUAUAAUUUAUUUGCAUACUUAAUGAUUUCUCUUUACAUAUUUAUAAUUCUAAGAAGAAUUAUAAUGUAGCUAGAAGUUAAAGUUAAAGGAUAUUAUUUAAAUAAACUAGAAAUUAUUUUUUUAGGAUCAACAUUAAACUAAUCAGACAGAUCAUAAAUUAUUUCAAAAAUCCUCACCGAUCAUUUAUAAAUAUUAUCAUUAGUAUGCACAUUUACUACUGAAAUGCCUGUUUUUUUUACUGUUCCUAUUUAACUAUCAGGAAAUUCAGUUAGUGUGGCUAGUAAGUCUAUUGAUUGCAUUUUUUCUAAACACCCAAAUUUACAACCUUUGUGGUUAUUCUAAUUUCUUUGGUCAUUUACUUUACCAGCAGGAAUCUUUAUUUUUUACUUAGUUUAAGCAUUUAUUUUAAAGCGAUUAAAAAUAGAUUUAUUUAUCAGGUAUUUAUAAACUGCAGCUAUUUUUAUUUAUUUUUACUUUUACCCUAUGAUAAUUACUCUUGCUAUUAGAUCUAUUAAUUGUAUAAUGAUAGGAGAUAAAAAAUAUUUAGAUCUAGAUUUUGGAGUUGAAUGCUAUGAUAAACAUUAUCAUAAGCCGUACAUAUUUUUUUUUACUAUUCCUGUUAUUUUUAUAUGGUGUAUUUUAAUACCUUUAUUACUAUUCUAUAAAAUUUAUGAUGCUAAAUCGAAAAAAAAGUCAAUUAUUAAAUAAAUAAAAUAUUCUUUCUUAUUUGCUGGCUAUAAAAAACAAUACUAUUACUGGGAGUUUUGGAAAUUGUCUUAUAAAACAAGUUUGAUUUUAAUAUCUGUUUUAUUGCAACAAAAAAUCUAAUUAAAGUUUACAGCAAAUAUCUACUCUAAUAUUAGCAAUAUCAAUAAACUUUUGUAUGAUACAGAUAGUAGGAUUGGUAAGACUAAAAAUUUCUAAUCAAUAAGAGACUUUGAUUCUUCACCCUCUUCACCGUAAGCGCGUUUAAUAAUUUCAUCUGAAAUAAAUGAUGAAAAAGUAUAAAAAAAUAACUCUAUUAAAAGAAUGAAAAAUAAAUGGUCUUACUACACAAGAAAUUCUAAAUCAAACUCAAUAUCUUUAAAAGAUAGAAUAUUCGAUAAGCAAAGCUUAUUUAAUAGCAAUACAAAGGAUAGUAUUAUUUAAGAAACUGAAAGGUCCAUAUAAAAUACUCAAUAAAGUAGUAGUCAUAGAUUUUAAAUUCAGCUCACUCUAGAUAAAAGUUGA